AUGCGAAGAUCGAAACACCGAAAACCGCCCUCAUUGUACCUCCACAUCCACACUACCACGUCUUCACGAGAAAGCUCCCCACGCUGCUCGUCCGUCCUUGAGGACUGGGACGCGGACGACGAAGGCUUCAUGUCUUCCGGUGACUUUAUGCCUUCGAGGCCACUCAGUCUCGCAAUCCCCACGGGACCAUAUUGCCCUCGAAAGCCCACAUUACAGGAUGUUCUGGCGAACACGGCCGUUCCACCAUGGACCUUGAGCGCAUUCAUGGCAUAUCUAUCGCAGAAUCAUUGCUUGGAGACUUUGGAAUUCACAAUGGAUGCCAAGAGAUACAAGAAACAUUACCGGGAAAUGGCGGAUAAAGACCCUCUCACGCCAUUAUCACCACAAUCGCCCGAGUGCGAGUAUGUCCGCAUGUUGUGGACGAAAUUAUUAGAUGCUUACAUUGUACCAAAUGGGCCAAGAGAAGUCAAUCUGCCUUCACAAGUGCGCGACCAUUUGGUAUCGCUGCCCUGCACGUAUACUCCACCAGAUCCAUCAGAGCUGGACGAGGCAGUUAAGAUCAUUUACGAGCUCAUGGAUGAAUCCGUUUUGGUGCCAUUUAUUAACUCAGUAGGCCCAGCAAGAUCCUCCGAAUCACACAUCAGUCCUUGGACUUCGGACGAUUCCAUGGCAGAUACAUAUAUGGCCGGAUCGCUAGAUGAGAGGUCACUAUCACCUGCUCGUUCGCGGCGACUGAGAAAUGACAGCCCACCUGCGGGGGAUGUAGACACCAUAUCGCAAUCUUACACAACAUUAUCGCCAAGAGUUUCCCAUCAAUCACAUCUGAGUGCGGCACUUAAUCGUGGGAGCCGUCGCUCAGCACAUAUAUCUGGUUCUACCCACACCUCCUCGUCUGAAUUACCAGACAUUCUCACCGACGAUUCCAAUGAUUCUCCUUCACCUUCCGGUUCGGCACUCGAACCAAUGACUCCACCUAAUACACCCCCAACAUCUAAUAUUGCAUUUAGCGAAGCAUCACCUGGGACGAGUCCCAAGACCGGUCGAAGUGAUUCGAGCGGAUGGAAGAAAAUCGGUUCUAAAUUCGGCUUCAAGAAAAGUCGAUCGGCUCACGGUUCAAGUUCAAGUAACCGGAGCUCAACAAGCCUGCCAAGUUUGGGCGGAAAAGACGCAAGUUCGUCCAACCACGGCUUAUGA
This is a messenger RNA of Glarea lozoyensis ATCC 20868, 1194 nucleotides long. Its product is annotated as Regulator of G-protein signaling, RGS. Bases 1 to 1194 code for a protein of 397 amino acids. The transcript has a single exon. Lineage: Eukaryota; Fungi; Ascomycota; Leotiomycetes; Helotiales; Helotiaceae. The record is from RefSeq and is a predicted model, not a curated record.